AUGAUAGGGGCUACAUUGCAGAUGCAGCCCCAACUCCCUCUCUCUCUCACACCUUGCUGGAGACAGCGUGUAGAAGAGUAGGAGUGGUAUUUCGGGCACUGUGACGAUACUGUGUAGGACUGACCCAUGAGUUACUGAGAACGGUGACCUCGCUGGCGUGAGGACCAUAGCAGACAGACUCAGGGAGGGAACCUUCAGCGGUGUACCAUAGAAGAUAGAAGUAGACUCACCGGAAAACUGAAGGUAGAGGAAGUGGUGGAAGCGCUGGCGAGGCGGCCCUGAGGACCACCUUUACCCCCAAACAAAAUAAACCAUUCAACCACCCAGCACAUCCAGUUUUUUAAUUUUCAAGAAUGGCAUUGGAUACUGUAAAGCAGUGCUGUCGCCAGCUAGAUUCUGACCGCAUUACGGAGAGGAAGAAAGGAAGUGAUCAACUGAAACACUUGUUGAAUAAUCCCAGUAUUGUUGGUUAUUUGGACACUAGACCAAAUGAUUGCUUCAAUUGGAACAGUGUCUUCUGGAGUGCUAAGACCUUCUUUAUCAAGGAAUCCAAAAGAGUUGAAGAAGAUGAAAGAAAGAAAUCGGAAGUCUCACAAACAGUGUUGCAGAAUAGGGCUAAUCUGAAACGCUGUGCUGCAGCUUUGCCUAAGCUGGUGAUGAAAAAAUCCUCUCUGAGAACCCCACGUGUUUCUGCACACAUUGUUGUAGAUCUGGUGCUGACAGUUCUUGACAGAAGCAAUGCCUAUUUACUUGAAAACUUUGCUGGAGACUUCAUUCAGAUUACAUUUAAGUAUCUUUUACGAUUUCCUCAGUAUUACUUGGAAGUAUCACCAGCAAAAUGGAGAGAUCUAAUGAAAAUCUUCAUAUGGGUGUAUGAAAAUGAUCUCCCCAAUACUGAUGCUGUAACCAUCAUUGGUGUUAUGGAAGGUAUUGUGAAAUGUUGCAAGAUGCAAGGCAUUCAGCAUAGAAUUUAUAAUCCUGCUUUAGUCUUGAGGCGUUUGCCAGCAUUUCUGAAGCGGGCCCUAACAAGCAGCAAGUUGCCAUCACAGUUUGGUCUUCAAUCCAGUUUACUCAGUCUUCUGCUCACAUUUACUAAGGCUAUGUCAAGUGAAUGGAGAUAUUUGUUGUGUAGCAUUGGAGAAGAAACAUUUAAUUCGGUAUUAGCUAUGUGGGAGAGCCACUCAUCUCCUCGUCAAACUAAUUGGCUCGAAUAUGUGAAUCUACAGAUCUUGAUACAUCAUCCACAAAAAGGUGGGGAAACCAUUGAAGUAAGCCAAUUUGUACAUGAUUCCGUUAAAUGGCAGCGUUGUCUCCACCACCUCUACCAACUUGUUCAUGAUCAUCUUGACCAACUGACAAUGAAGAACAAAUUAGCAUCAUCAUCUGCUUUAAAUGUUGAUCACUACACCAUACCUACUCUUCUAGUAACUUUAACAGCAAGGCUUUGUUGCAAGAUUUUCCAAGACAACAAUGGCUAUGGAGUUCUGGAUGUUACCCAGGACAGCAGUAAUGAUAAUAGUAAUGCGACAGGCAACAAGCCUAACAAGAGACGAAGAAUUGAAGUUGGAUUACAACCCUUGGUGUGCCUGCUACGUGAAGAGGGAACACAGCUGCAUACAAUUCCAUGGUAUCAAAUACUUCAUGAGCUGUUGAAAUCCUACAGUGCAUUCUUUGACCAAGCAAAGUGUUCCAUGAUGUUGGAGUUAUUCACCCACACUUUGUCUGAGUGCAGAAAGCCAGCAAUACAAGAGCAUGUUAUAUGGUGUCUUUGUGCUCUAGCUCAUCAAUACAAUAAGGUUUAUCACAUGAGUGGAACUGAAAAUGAGAAAAAAAUUGGAAAAUGGACUCCAGUAUGGGACAUGACAUUGAGACUAGUGAGUGGGAAGCAGUGUAGCAGAUCUGGGCUAGAGCUUCUACAGACACUAAUGGAGACAGGUCUUGCUCAUCCAAGUUCGUCUGUCUUCAAGCUGUUUUAUCAGGGCUAUGUAGAUAUGAAUGCAACCGCACUGUCUACUCUCUUGGUUCUGCUGUCCUUGGUUCCGGUCCCAAAGCAUGUCAAGGAUGAAUCAUCUGUUUUGAGCGAUGAGCUGGUGAAAGAUGGCAGAAUUAAGCUCCUUCAUAUAGUCCUGCCUGUCCAUAGGGAGGGUGGCAUAGUUAAUGGCGGGAUGGCUUCAGUUGCCUCGCUAGAAAAUCCAGUACUUCUAGCCCAGCUGCUUCUUCAACUACGUCUUAGAGAUCCAAGCUGUGCUGAGAGUGAAUGGACAAAAAUUGUAGAAUUUAAGAAGGAGUCAAGAAAUAGCCAUAAUAAGUCAGAUUUUCUCUCCCAUUUAGAAGAUAUAUAUCGAUUAUCUACAUUUUCUUGUGACUUGCCCAAGAACCAGCUCUCCAAGAACAACUCCUCUAAAUUGAAAACAAGUUUUAAAGAGUUGAAAAUUCUUCAUAAAGAGGAGGAAUGCAUGAUAGAGAGAAUAAUAGCCUUCGUAGAGCAGGUGGAAACAGAGGACAUCCUUACCAUCUCCAAUGGUUUACAAGUUCUACUACAAGUACUGCAGCUGAUUGUAAUUGUACUACUUCAUAUUUCUGAUCAAAGAUUGCAGAUGAAACUACAGCAGGUGAUGAAAUUGGUAACAUCAGGAAUACAAAGGAUGUGUUCUGUGCCAUCAACAUGUGCAUUUGGUAAUGUGCUUCCAGUACUGGAGUUAUUUCAACAUUUAUUUCACAUUGUGAACAACUGGGCAAAAUCCCUUGAAGAUCCAAAUGCUAAAAGCAAUGGGGAAAAGUUGCAAGAGCUUUUAUUAUCUUCCACGCCACCUGCUCUCUUUGCAUGCAUCAUUGAGCUCGUGAAGGCAAGAACUACAAAGUCUCUCAAUGAUUCCCAACCAGGGAUCUCACAAUUGAACAAUAAUAUGAGGAGGUCAGUGAGCCAAGGUUCUUCCACCGACUUAGACUUGGAUUUUGAUGACUUUGAUGAAGCUGGACCAUCAGUGUCAAUGAAAGAUGAUUUUCAGCAGUUUGAUGAACAUGAUAACAAUGCAUUAUUAGAAGCAACUACAGAUGAAAACAUCAUACUGGAAGAUAUUAGCUCCUACAGUUUGCAAGAUCAGUGCAUUAUAUUGGCACAACAAUGGCUAAGUGAUGUAAAUGAGUCUUGGUGCACUGUUAACGUAGGUGAAGAUAGUCAGAACUCCUUACUGGAUGUUAUCAACCUCAUCAUAGAAUUUUCAAAGUACCCCAACCUAGAGACGGCUGAUAUUGCAGUGAUCCUCAAGUUUGUCCAUACACUGUUUACCUCAAAUUAUGAUGAAGACAACAUAAAAGAUGGCUUUGAAAUUCUCAGUUACUUAUGCAAGAAACAUUGCAGUGAACCUCAAGUGGCUGCAUAUGUUUUGAAAAUUAUUACAGAUCUGACUCGCGUUCAUGGUAAUAACUUAUCUGCUGUUAUUCGAGCUAGCAUUGUUAAGUUGGGCAUAGCUUUUGCUCAGAAACAACAAGAGGGGAUCUAUGGCCAGAGUGUUAGUGAGGCAAUCUUCUAUCUUAAUGGUGAACUCAGUAAGGUGGAUCCAAAGCGUGUGUGGUCUAGGUAUGUAAUACCAGAAAAUGACCGUUGUGGAGAAAUAUUUAACCUUCUCUGUAGCCCAAGCCAUGAACUGCGCAUCAUGGCUGCCUCUUUCAUCCACGUGAUAUUAGUUAAAGCUGAUGGAACUAUGAUGGAUACUCAGCAUCAACUGCAAACUUUUCAAGAUGUUUAUCAGACAGCAUUGGAAGCCCUGACCUUACCGGGCACACUUCAAGAUGACUUCAAAUCUGAUGAAGGAGUUAACCGAGUGGCUAGCUUCCUUCUUACUUUAGGAGUAAUAGCACUGAACUCUCCAUUCCUUGAAGCCAAGGCGCUCUUUGCUUUGUGCCUUGCGGUUCCUGAAUGUGGUGUUGAUGCAGUACUUGUGUCAAGGCUUGUUAACAGAGUAGCAAUAUCAAGAGGCUGUACAAUGAAAAAGUUAAUGCAACACCAUUUGCCAUACUUGGCAAAGCAGUGGGUUCUGCACAAUCAAGAUAUUGCCAAUUUUCCAGCUUGUCUCCUGGAGUCUACAAACAGUGAAAAUUUCCUGAAAGAACAUACAAAUAUCUUAUUACCUGUUUUGUUUGAUUGUGACAAAAGUGAUUCCAUUGAAAACUUGGCAAGAAAUUGUGGAAAAGAUGUGGUUGAGCUUUUUAAGAUGAAUUUUCCCACGCUCAUGGCUCAUAUUUAUCCACUUGUUUCGGCUGAAUUGAAUAAUGAUUUGGUUGAGCAGCUUACAAGACCAAAGAUAAUUUCUGCUAAAAGGCAUUAUAAAUUGCUUGAAAAAAGUCUAGGAAAUGAAAGGUUCAGAGAAAUGAUAGACAAGCACAUUGGUGAUAUAAUUCUCUCCUUGGUGAAGAUUGUACAUGAUGCUGAUGCUAUCAUAGAGGAAGAAGUGAUUGUAGAACCAAAUCCUCCAUACUUUUCAUCAACUGUAAUACACAAUACUCUGGAAUAUUUAAACAUGAUGUUUAAAGAGGCUUGCCCAUUAGCUGUUCUUGCAUCAAGAAAAUUAGAACUCCAUAAAGUUGUUCAAGGUGUUCUAGAAUAUUUUGCUCAGAGCAGCACUCCUCAUUCUGCUCGUCGUGCCCUGUCAUCUGUAGCUGCUGUCGUUCAUUCAUUAUUGCCCCAUUUAGAAGAGAAUGUGAAAGAUAUUUCUGCAUACAUCAUAAGAUUCUUGGUUCAUAUACUUACCUGUUACACCUCCUCACUUCAAGAAAUAGCUCCGUACUUGGCAGAUCAUUGCAAUAAACUUUUAUACAACGUUUGCAGCUGUGCCCUGGAACAUUGUCCUCAUCCAUUUAUAUCAGUUAUUCCAAUUCUGUUUGCACGUUUAUUACCUCUGGCAAAGGUCACCUCACCAGUUAAGAAGUCGACCCUUAGUGUCAUCGAGGCAAUUUUCACAAGCAACCAUCCAGAUGUUCAGCGAGCUGUAUCAGGUUUACCACCGUUACCUGAUGAUGAAGAAUUCCAGAGUUUGAAUCCAUUGCGUGAUAUUCAUUGUCAGCUUGUGACUUCAUUCUGUGGCAGUCUAACUCUUGGUGAUGAAAUAAAAAACUUUCUGUCUUUAUCUUUGGAUGAAACAGAGGUUCAGUCUGUUAUACAUUUGUUGAAAAUGUUACAACAUCAUAGAACAGAAAUACCAGAAUUAUAUGAAAGUGUUGGCGUAGAUCAAGAGAGUGCUGGACACCGACUUACUUACAGCCUUGUUACCCUUGCUUCUGGAAGUGAUGAACAGGUUGCAUUACAAGCAAGCAGAUGUCUUGGAGAAUUGGGACCCAUUUCUUUUGGAUCACCAGUAUUCUACAUUCAGGACAAGAACUUUUCUCAGUUACUCCAAAUUGGUACAAUGGAUUGUGAUAUUGCAUGUAACAUCAUCACCAUGUUAAACAGGUUUCUUACCUGUGAAGACAUUAAUGUAGUGCAAGCAGCAGGCUCUGCCUUGCAAAACUUCUUAUCAACUAGGGAUGGCUUUAAAGCUUUCCAUGAUCUUGGCCAAGCACUUCAGCAGGACCUGAUAGUUCUUCUCCCAAUUUCCAGACCAAAAAUAAAAUCCACCAGUUCUUCAGGAGUAGAUGCAAAUAAUUAUGAGCUCCUGAUAGGAGAUUGUGACCUCUGGUUUAGCGGGAACAGCUACGAAGAGUGGGUAACACGCCUUGCGUGCAGACUCAUCGAGGCUGGCUGCGGCAGUGACAUAAUUACGCAGGUUCUUCCUGUAUGUAAAGUGAAGCCUGAGUUCAGUGCUUUUAUGUUACCAUUCAUCAUACAUUCAGCGCUUAAGACCAACUGCAUUAAUCGACGGGACGUUCUGUCACGACAGUUUUCACAAUUUUUUGACUAUCAUGUGGACAUUGUUAAACUUCCAUCAAGUUCUAAAGGAACUGGUAAGAAUAUGUGCAUAAACAAAGCUGCUCUUCAGGUUUUGCUUAAUGUUAUUGAUUAUCUUCGCACUCAAACACCAGAUGAACCUUUCUCCGACAGAGGCACCGUUACUCCGUGGGAAAGAAAUUUGUGGCUACAGGUGAACUACCUUCAUGUAGCUCAGGCGGCCCACUAUUAUGGUGCACAUUUUUCUGCACUUCUUUUUUUACAUCUACAUUGUGAAACUUUAUUGAAUGAGAUGAAGCAAAAUCAAAGCCAGGCAUCUUUAUCAGUGAGUGGACAGACUCCACUGUUGAUGCAGAUAACUCACCUUCCUGAAGCUGCCACUCUCAGCACACUGAUGCUGCAGGUCUAUAGUUGUCUUGGUGAUAGUGAUGGUGUAGAGGGAUGUGUAGGUGCCAGCAGACUUGUUGAUUCAUCUGCCCGGGCAAUGCGAUAUCAACACCGAGGCCAGUGGAUGGAGGCCUUUGCAAUUCAUGAUUCAGCAAAUUGCAUUCCUGGAAUUGUUGAAGGACUUCGUGAAAUGGGCCUUUUUAAUACUUUAAAUGCACUUUUAAGUGAAACAUCACUCAAGAUCUCACAGGAAGUUUCUGAAGCACAGUGGGAAUCAGCCUGGAGACUUUCACAGUGGGACUCUGUUAACUUCAAUAACAAAUUUUCUGAAGAGGGGCUACUGGAAUUAAAACCCAGUUUCCAUCAGCAACUAUUCUGUGCACUUCAGUCCCUUCACCAUCAAGACCUUUGGUCUCUUCACAAACAAACUAUGCAGGCUAGAAAAGGUGUCAUUAGGCAGCUGAGACUUAGUCGAGCAGAAAGCAGUAGCUCUAUAUAUCCAUUACUGAGCCAGCUGCAGAUAUUGUCUGAAGUUGAAGCAGCAUCUGCCUCUCUUAGUGAUAUCCACUACCCUGAUAAGUUUAAGAUAAGCAUCCAAAAUUUAGAGCAUAUGUGGAACUCUAAGAAGACUAUGGCAAAUGUUGAGUACAAAUAUAAAGAACCUAUUUUGGCUGCUAGAAUAUCCACUCUUAAAACUAUAGCAGCAGUCCACAAUGAAGAAAAUGUUAACAGAAUUCUUCACACAUCUCUGUUGACCAAGAGUGUGCUGUCACGUGAAAAUAUGAAGUUAAAUAACAGCUCAGGAAGUGAGUCGGCCCUAUUAUGGGCAUCACGAUUAAAACUUCCCCAAACUUUGGUUUGGAUGACACGCCUAGAAGAAGCACAAGUAGCAAAGCAUCAGCAACACACAAAACAUGCUUCAGAUAUUCUCAAUUCGCUUAUAGAGGAUCUGCAUAAGGUGAAUCUGGAGAGUGAAGAGAAAAUAAUAGUGUGCCAGGCCCUGAACCUUUAUGGCUGUGUUCUAAUGGAUUCAAGGGCCCGGGCUCCCCAUGACAUCAUCCAGGAUUUUUUCAACAAAGCUAUUGGCAUUUUAAAUUCUUCAGAGGCUCCAGACACAAGCAAAGUUUUAGAAGAUAGCUACCAUCAGUUGGCGACAUACGCAGACAAGCAUUAUCGGGAGGUUCACCAGCAUCUGGAGUCUGAUGCUAUACAAACAAAGAGAGAGACUAUCAAAAGAUCACAGGAAGAACUUACUCAAGUAAAGAAUCUUCGUAGCAGAACUAAAGUGCCUUUGGAAUUAACAGAAUUAAGCAAGAAGAUUAAUAUACUUGAAAAGAACAUCAAAAUAGACUGUAAUAAGUUAUGUGAACUGGAGGACCAGAAGGAAGAAUAUCUCUUCUUGGCCAUGGAAAACUACCUUAAAUGUGUCAUGGUCUCAACAGAACAUGAAAUGCACAUCUAUCGAAUUGUUGGUCUCUGGUUGGAGAAUCUUACAAAUGAAAGGAUCAACAGAUUGGUUUUAGACCAUGGUAUGAAAAUGAGUAGCUACCAUUUUGUUCCUCUACUGUACCAGCUUGUAGCAAGACUAAGCUGCCAGAGAGAUCAGCACAAAUCCUUCUUACAAGUCCUAUUGUACUUGUUACAGCGAGUCUGUGUGGAACACCCCCACCACAGUUUACCUGUCAUCAUCGCAUUGGCCCAUGCCCAUGCUGAUGAUGACAUAAUGAAAAAUGGUAGUAAAAGUAAGAAGCAAAGGAAUGAAGUUAAGGAAGAGGAUCGUGUACGAGCGGCUAAACUGCUAGUAAGCCGGUUGAAGAAAACGGCUAUUGCAGAGCAUGUGGCUGAAUUUGAGACAGUUUCCCAUGCAUACCUUGAACUAGCCAACUGGUCUUGUAACAUGAAACUGUCUCCUGGCACCAAGGUAUCUGUUCCUGACAACCAGCCCUUAGCUUCUCUCCGUAAUCUGAAGUACACUUCUGCUUUAACUCGGCCAUUGAAGCUGCAGCCAUCAGCUCACUACUCCCCACCACUAAUUGUUGGCUGGGAAGAUACGUGCACAUUCGUUGGAGGAAUCAAUGCCCCAAAACGACUUACAAUAAAAACAUCUGAUGGACUGAAGCAGUUUGAGCUCCUCAAAGGAAGAGAUGAUAUCAGGCAGGAUGCUGUGAUGGAACAGGUGUUCAGGAUUGUCAAUCAGCUCCUAAACAAAAACAGAGAAACAAGAGAACGAGCAUUAUCCAUGCGUACAUACCAAGCUGUCCCAUUAUCACAAAAAAGUGGACUAAUUCAAUGGUGCAACAAUACUCAGGCCUUUGGUGAAUAUCUUAUUGGUACUAAUAAGAAAGGCGGAGCACACAAGCUGUACUAUCCAGAAGACUACACAGCAAGUGCAUGUCGUGAGAGGAUGAACAGUGUCAAAGAACGAUCCUUCCAAGACCGUUUUAAUGUCUUUCAGGAUAUUUUGGAGCAUUUUCAUCCAGUGUUUCGUCACUUCUUCCUGGAAAAUUAUCCAUCACCCCAUGAAUGGUACAAACGGCGACUUGCAUAUACGAAGUCAGUAGCUACAAGCUCAAUGGUGGGCUACAUACUGGGGUUAGGAGACAGGCAUGUAGAGAAUAUUCUUCUGGAUAAGUCUACUGCCGAACUUGUACACAUUGACCUGGGAAUUGCAUUUGAACUUGGCAAAAUUUUGCCAACUCCUGAAACUGUUCCCUUCCGUAUGACUCAGGAUAUAAUAGAUGGACUUGGUGUGAUGGGAGUAGAAGGGCCCCUCCGCCAGUGUUGCGAGGCUACUUUGGCCAUCUUAAGGAGUUCAGGGGAAGUGCUCGUGACAGUUGUGGAGGUCUUAAGACAUGAUCCCCUACACCAGUGGACCCUUUCUCCUCAGCAAGUGGCUCAUCUUCAGGCCAGUGGAGAUGAUGAUGAUCAGGCAAUUGGUUGUGUGUCCUCUGCAUCAAUGGCUGACCGUGUAGUGCUGAGAGUACAGCAGAAGCUGGCAGGGGUAGAGGAUGGAUAUCCUCGCACUGUAGCUGAACAAGUUACUGUACUCCUACAACAGGCAACUGACAACUCUAAUCUCUCAAGGCUUUUUCCAGGAUGGCAGCCGUACAUAUAAACUUUACAGGGCAGUCUGGAUAGUUGACCAUUUGUUUUUAUAUGGACAAAUUUUAAAAAUUUCAGUGAAAGCUAAUUUAUAUUAUUUUAAGGCUUAAUUCAUCAUUGGAGCAUAUUUAUCAAUAUGAACAUUAAUAUUUUAUGUAGUCAUUAUUUUUUGGUAAGUUUACCAGUUAUAUUAAUUAAUACUAAGCAUUUGUAUAUAAUAAUUUUCAAAUUAUUAAAAUCUCAUGUUUGA
Molecule: messenger RNA, 9623 nt
Organism: Procambarus clarkii (red swamp crayfish)
Lineage: Eukaryota; Metazoa; Arthropoda; Malacostraca; Decapoda; Cambaridae
Gene: tefu
Product: Serine/threonine-protein kinase tefu
Biological process (GO): DNA repair
Molecular function (GO): protein serine/threonine kinase activity; protein binding
Source: RefSeq, a predicted model, not a curated record